Molecule: messenger RNA, 2489 nt
Organism: Cotesia glomerata
Lineage: Eukaryota; Metazoa; Arthropoda; Insecta; Hymenoptera; Braconidae
Product: excitatory amino acid transporter 3-like
Exons: 8
Coding region: 1051-2430 (459 amino acids)
Biological process (GO): L-glutamate transmembrane transport
Cellular component (GO): plasma membrane
Molecular function (GO): L-glutamate transmembrane transporter activity; neutral L-amino acid transmembrane transporter activity; glutamate:sodium symporter activity
Source: RefSeq, a predicted model, not a curated record
UUGAAAAUCAGUCAUCAGGUAUAUUAAAAAAAGAAACUAAUAAUAUUACAUCUUAAUAGAUUGUAAAUAAUUAUGAUAACGCAUAACUAAUCGAGUUCUAUUUAGCUUGCCACUGGUAAUAUUAAUGUAAUUUCUACUAAAACUUAUCUUUUUAUUAUACAAUGGAAAUAUCAAUUUUCAAUCAAUUAAAAAUAAGAGUAUACGCACUACUUAAUUGUUAAUUAUUAAUUUAUAAAAGUAAAGAAAAAAUAACUUACUACCAAUGUGCCGAUAAAAGUCUUCAAGACUCUUAAAAAGUUACAGUUACUUUAUCAAUUUAUUAAUAAAAGAAAAAAAGUAUAAAAAAAAAAAAAUUGUAUUUUUUUUUACGCUAAUAUCCGCUAUCUUGUAUAUGACAGAAUAAUUGCAUGAUAUUAGUUAAUAAUAUUUAUCGUGUAAAGAAAUAAUAUGAGAUCCUUAUAAACCUGUUGGUACAAGUACAAAGUUAUAAUUGUAACGGGUAUUUAUUGUUUUAUAAUUAUUUGUUGAAGUCAAAUAAAUUCACUUGACACAUUUAGAGACAAUGAAAAAAUUGUUAAGAAUUUUUAGUUAGACAUGAUUUAGAUGUUAGAUUAUUUAAUUUUUAAUUAAUAUGUUAAGUUGUGAUUAAUAUAUAUAUAUAUAGAUAAUUAUUAAUGAUAGUUAUUACCUAAUGAUGUCUAUUUAAAAAGUGGUAAUAAAUAAUACCAGCGUCUUUUGAAAGACUGACGGUUACUUGUAAAAUGUAAUUAGCGAAUUAUUUUAUCAAAAUAUUUUCAUUUUAUUGCAAUUGUUUCUCUUGAUAAAACUUUUUAAUCUAUAUAAUUGUAUAUCCAGUUGGCAGUAUAUUUACUCAAAGAUGAUAAUUUUAAGAGAUCACUUAUUUUUUUCUGUAAAACUGAUAACUCAUUCAAAUGCUUAGAAGUUCAUUUUCUUGAUAUUGAUAGGAUCUAUUUCCUUUAAAUAGUUAUUUGAUAAAUAUUAAAAUUAUUUUGAGUAGAAAUUAAGUAAAUUAAAAAAAAAAAAUCAAUAAUGAACGAAAAUCGAUUAACUAUACUAACACUGACUGGAAUUAUGUGUGGAGUAAUUAUUGGAGUAAUACUAAAAAAUUAUAGUAAUCGACAAUGGUCCGAGCGUGAUAUUAUGUACUUUCAAUUUCCUGGUGAAAUAUUUUUACGAAUAAUAAAUUGCUUAGUUUUACCAUUAAUUAUAUCUAGUGUAGUAAGUGCUAGCUGUUAUCUAAGUAAAUCAGGUAGUAUUGGCUUGAAGGCUUUUUAUUAUUAUUGUACCACGACAUCCCUUGGAAUUAUAUUAGCUGUCACACUCGUUCAAACAAUAAAACCCGGUGAGUUCUAUGUCAACAAAAAUACAACAGUAUCUAAUCAUAUCAAAAAAUCUGUAACUGCUGAUGCAUUUUUAGACUUACUAAGAAAUUUGUUCACUGAUAACUUAAUAAAAGCAUCUCUUAGUCAGUAUCAGACGCAAAUAACGAGCCCACUCAAUUCAACAAAUGAUGAAAAUAUAAACUCUUGGGGAAUACACCAUCGAGAUAACGACGGGACUAAUGUGCUUGGCAUAGUAGGAUUUUGUCUAAUUUUGGGAAUCACUAUCGGACACUUAGAAGAAAAAGGAAAGCCUCUGAAUGAUUUUUUUAGAUCAUUAUCUGAUACAGUCAUGCUCAUGAUGGACUGGGUGAUAAUGAUUGUUCCGGCAGCCGUUCUAUUUUUGAUUCCUGGAAAAAUAUUAGAAGCUGAAAACAUAACAUUGAUGAUAUCCAACUUGGGUCUUUAUGUACUGGUAGUGUUUGCUGGAUUAUUUAUACACAGUUUAAUUGUAUUACCUCUUCUGUACUUCAUAUGUACAAGAAAAUCACCGUAUUCUUUACUGCUAAAAACAGGUCCUGCGAUCAUUACAGCUCUUGGAACAUCUUCCAGCACAGCUACUGUUCCAAUGACGAUAAAAUGCCUCAAUAGAAUCGGUGUUAAUCCAAAAGUGUCUCAGUUUAUUGCACCAAUCGGCGCGACCAUUAAUAUGGAUGGUAUUGCAUUAUAUGAAACAAUUGGAGCAUUAUUCAUCAUUCAGCAACGCGGGCUUGAUUUUUCUUUAAUGCAAAUUAUAUCAAUAGCAAUAACUUGCACAGUGUCUUGUAUCGGAGCCGCCGGAUUGCCAAGCGGUGGAUACGUAAUGUUAAUUGUUGUACUCGAAUCAAUUGGAAUUCCUGCUGAAGAUGUCACAUUAAUUAUAACGAUUGACUGUUUUAUAGAUAGAAUACGAACAACUGUUAAUAUCGUUGCUGAUGUCCUUGGAGCAGGAAUCAUAGAUCAUUUUACUGACAAAAAUGAUUUAGAAGAAGAAUUGGAAACACCUGGGCGGUCUUUAAUCAAUCGCGAAUAUAUCAGCACAAUUUAUUAAAAAUCAAAAAAAUUAUAAAAAUAUCAAGUUAAUAAAUACAGUGCAUAAUUUAAAAAUUA